GAAACAGGGCGCAUUUCCCACCUGGCAGAGCCAAAUCCCGUCUCGCCUCUGCUGUCAAGUGCGCCUUCCUCCUCUUAUCACCAAAACGAAAAUUAAUCCAAGGGAGGGAAGAGGAAAAAGAGAAGAGAUAGGAAGAGGGGGAGAGAAAGAGAGGCAUGGGAGAUCUCUUUAUAUGGCUUAUUUCUUUCUUCAUCCUCAUUGCCCUUCUCGUUCUCCUUGUUUAUCAGGUCAAAUUCCCCUCUUAAACCCUAGAAUCUUUGUUUCCCUCUGUUUUUUCUUUGCUGGGUCUGCUUGUAUUUUUGUUUCAAUCCCUUCUUUUGGUUAAAAUCAUAAGCCCAAGAUGCUUUGCUAUUGGCUUGGUUUGGUGGGUAAUGAUUGUUUAGUUGAUUCUUCAUUUUAGUUUCAAGAAAAUCACUCAACAAAUGCUAAAGAAUUUGUCUUUGUGUUCAGAAAAAGGGAUAAAGAAUUACUAGUAUUUUCAGAUUGCAGCUAGCUGGCUCAUGUGCCUGGCUGAUCUAGAGUUUGAUUACAUCAAUCCUUAUGACUCUUCAUCAAGGAUAAACAAAGUGGUCUUGCCGGAAUAUGUCCUGCAAGGAUUUUUGUGCUUAUUCUACCUGUUAACGGGGCAUUGGGCCAUGUCACUCUUAUGUGCUCCAUAUUUAUACUACAAUGUGAGACUUUACACACGGAAAGAGCACCUGGUGGAUGUCACAGAGAUAUUUAACUUGCUCCAUUGGGAGAAGAAGCAACGCCUAUUUAAACUCGCCUACCUCGUUGUUCUCCUCUUCUUUGCCAUAUUCUGGAUGAUCUGGUCCGCGUUAGAAGAUGUAGAAGAGUAAUGGGAGACAAUGGCCUUUUGAACUUGAAGUAUUUGUUGCUCUAAACUGCUACCGUGCAUCGGCCAUUCACACUGCUCUUUUUCAAUCUUUUUUCAGCUGUGUCUGUUGUAACUGAUAUAUUAUAGCAUAAAUUUCAGGGUUGUAUGAUUGUGAGAAUUUCAGUUGAUUUUUAGUGAAAUAUAUUUUUCAGGCAUCCGGUAUUUGUUAUUGAGGACUCAGUUUGCCUCGUGCUUGGAUUUCUCAAACAAUGAGCCUUUUCAAUUCCUAAUUUAACAAGAACAAACUCUGCUUCUUCUUCA
Messenger RNA from Theobroma cacao (cacao), 1138 nucleotides. RefSeq names its product putative protein cornichon homolog 2. The record is from RefSeq and is a predicted model, not a curated record. Gene Ontology annotation, biological process: vesicle-mediated transport. NCBI's taxonomy places the organism in Eukaryota, Viridiplantae, Streptophyta, Magnoliopsida, Malvales, Malvaceae.